GUCCGUCGCCGUCAGUCGACGUCUUCACUCGCCAUGGGCCACUGCACUUCGAAGCAGCAACCGGCCGUGGAGCCCGCGCUUCCGCCCACCGCCUCGAUUCGCCCUGCCGAUGCUGCGCUUAACGACCAAGCACCAGCUCCAGAGGUGCGGCGCUCGUCCAACGUUCUCGUGGAUGUUGUCUUGUCCGAUCAGGACGACGCACCGAUCAGCAGCGGCAGAGAUAGCAGCGCAACGUCUGGUGCGAAUGCAGCGAUGGAUAGCGACGAAUGCGCUGAGCCGGAACGCGAAAUGUCCCCCACGGCAUCGCUCAAGAAGAUGCCGUCCACACGCCGCGUGCGGCGCGAACCGUCCAUGAACCGACCCGUCCGCAGUUCGAAUGUCCGCCGCAUGUUCGGCCAGCUCAAAAACUUCCAGCGAGAAGUUCAUGACGUUUUCGACAAUUCCCCCGACAAGUUUGUCACGUUCCACUCGUACGAGUACGACGACCUUCGGCCGUACGAAGCAGACCACUGGAUCGAAGCCGACGACAUCACGGUCGACGCGCAGCUUCCAUCUUCGUCCAUGAUCGCCGAACGCGGACGGCUGCGCGACGGGCGAACGGUGUUCCUUCGCCGGUUGAACAAGAAUGCGUCGUCAUACAAGCUGAGUCGGAGUCGCCGGCUCCUGGUCGCUGAAGUCCGGCUCACCUCUCGGUUGACGCACCCAAACAUCGUGCAGUUUGUCGGGUUCAACAUCACGAGCGCGACGGGCCUCGUGUGUAUCAGCGAAUAUGUCGAUGGCCACUCGCUUCAGACCGCGCUGGCUGUGCCGUCGACGGCCGCGUCGAUGACGUGGCGAGGGCUGAGCAUGCGCUACAGCGUGCAGCUGUGCUCGGCGCUAGUGUACAUGCACUCGCUGCAAGUCGUCCAUGGCAAUCUCAAAUCGGACCACUUGUACAUCAACACCAAGCAGCACGAGCUCAAAGUGUCGGGGUUUGGCUUUAGUUUGCAAAGCUCAACCACACACAAGAGCCAGAACGUUUGGAACGCGCCCGAGGUCCUGCAAGGGCUUCCGAUGACGCAGAAAGUCGAUAUCUACAGCAUGGGUGUGGUCUUGAUGGAGAUGGACACCCGCCGCGCGCCGUUUGCGGACGAGCAAGCGUCGAUGAAGAUCCACGACCUCCUCCUGCGCAUCACGACCGGGUCGAUUCGACCGACCUUAUCGCGCGACUGCCCCGACCAGCUACGCCAUAUCAUUCAAGCAUGCAUUCAAUACCCGCCGGAGAACCGCCCGACCGCCGAGUGGGUGCUCCUCGAGCUCCAGCAAGCCCAAAUAGAGCUCGACGACGCCCCCGCUCCAACCGAUGGUGUGCAGUAGUCCAAGUCGUUGUGUGUGUGUUUGUUUGGAAUCGAAGCACUGUUAUUCA
This is a messenger RNA of Aphanomyces invadans, 1405 nucleotides long. Its product is annotated as serine/threonine protein kinase. Bases 34 to 1356 code for a protein of 440 amino acids. Lineage: Eukaryota; Oomycota; Saprolegniomycetes; Saprolegniales; Verrucalvaceae. The record is from RefSeq and is a predicted model, not a curated record. Gene Ontology annotation, molecular function: protein kinase activity; ATP binding. The transcript has a single exon. Gene Ontology annotation, biological process: protein phosphorylation.